Messenger RNA from Triplophysa dalaica, 2386 nucleotides. RefSeq lists its product as uncharacterized. The record is from RefSeq and is a predicted model, not a curated record. The transcript has 6 exons. The coding region runs from base 245 to 1300 and encodes 351 amino acids. NCBI's taxonomy places the organism in Eukaryota, Metazoa, Chordata, Actinopteri, Cypriniformes, Nemacheilidae.
ACCUGAAAUCAUGGUUUUGAUGUUAAUGACCCAAAUCAUUUUAAAGGAAACUCGGUGUGAGGUUAUGGGAGCUAACCGUCCAAUCAGAAGGCAGGAUGGCGGUUGUCUUUGAUUUUGACUGGUCUGUUAGCGUGGUCAUGGUAAUGUCCUGAUUUCAGUGAAUUGUUCUCGGCGUGAGGCGGUCUGCUCUUGCUCCGAGCGGUCCUGGAGAUAUCCGGCAUGCUUUUGGGUAAAUAGAGUCGCAAUGGGCUUUUCUGGCAGAAGCUGUGUCAUGGAUGGAAAUGGAGACUGGCCUUCCAAGAAAAUCAGAAAACACAGAAGCCAGUCUCCAAGUCGUGAUGUUUCACCUGUGCCAUCAUAUUAUUCAGAACCCGUCUCAUUCCUGCAGCGUCGGGAUGUAAUUGCCAGCCUUCCCCGCCUCCCUGGUGUAAGACAGCCAAUCAGGGAUGAAGAUGACGAUGACGAUGUUCGGAGUCACAAGAGCCUCCCAGUGAUGACCACCUUGACCCUCCGACCCAAACACGAGAGGUCACACAAGAGUCAAGUUAUUUCCGAUCUACCUCCUCUCAUAAGCUCCAGGUGCAGUUUGAUUGUGAAAGGCACCGGGUGUAAAACUGACCUCAAGCUGCCACCAAUUACCAAAUCUGGGAAGUUUCGGAAGGAAACGGACCCCCAGAGACCACCUUGCAGGGCUGGAUGCAGGCUGGAGAAAAUGAAAAUGGAUUCAGCUGAAACCAUUCAUGCAUUCAUCCAUCCCAAAACUGUACCUGUGGGCGCUCUGUCUGCCAAGGUGCACAGUGUUAAAGGAAACGAGCCCUGCUUGGUCCCUGCCAGAGCUUCACGCGUGUGCCCGGGAUCUCGUCUGACUUUCCAAAGUCCAAUAGUGCAGGCAGUGUAUCCUAUCAAUCCAGAAGGUGUGCAACACAUGAAGCAGGCUGACAGAGCGAGCCGGCCCCUGAGGUCCGUACUGAAAAAAGCUCAUGCAUCCAACGGCCGAAUGUUUGACUGCCCGCUGGCGGCACACCUGCUGGAGCCUUUCUCUGGGUUUCAGGAGCAUCUCUGUCGCCAGAUCCUCCACUCUCCUCUGCCUUAUCGCGCGGUUCUGCCGCAGGUCCGCUUUCCUUGCCAACAGGACCAGGUGGAUCUGUUGCCUAUGUGUGGGGGUCCGUACAGCUCACUGAUGGAACGCACUGUAGAGCUUUGCAAGUCUCAGGGGCGGAUGUUUCCCAAGAUUACCAUGACCUGUCCAACGCCUUCUCCGAAAAAUCUGUGUCCCACAGGGACGAGACAUGCAGCUUGAGAAACUGCAAGGUCGUCCAGUUUAAAGAUAUUAUUGCAGAUUUGGAACUUUAUUAAAACUAAUCUUGACAUUUACAUUCAUCCAAAGCGAUUUAAGCUGCAUUACGAUCAUCUGACUCUGCCCUAUCAAUACAAUCACCAACAUUCAAUUUAUUGUGUUCAUAGUAGGAGACAGAAGAGCCAAUAGAGACGCAUGUGUCAAAUCUCUGGUCACUUUAUCUGAUGGCUCAGCGAUUAGUGGACUGGAACUCAUACGACCCCAGCGUGCACAGCUUUGUGUAGUCAAGACACUGUGGAAUCACACGUCAUCUUUCAUCUGGUUGCCAUGGAAGCCUUGAGGAUCAUUAAGCCAUGUGGACCCUGGGGCCUGUUAUGUUCCACAGGAAGAACAGGAAGUGGCUCAAAGGAGUUUUAUAAAAUAAUGCCCUACAUUUUUCAGGGUGUCGAGACCCCUUUGGGUACAUAUCCUUUGUCUUAUUGAAGUGGAACAUAAUCAUUUUUCUUGGCCCUUCACUCUGUCGCUUUAUAUGUCUUUUAUUUUUUGAAGCAUAAGUCACAUCAGUUUUCCAAGUUGGCCAGAAUGUGCAGUACAAUACUAUAGACUUUCUUUAAAAAAUAGUUCACAUGAGAAUAAAAAAGUACUUCUAAACCUGGUUAUUUUUCAUAUUCAUCCAGGUCAAAUUAAAUAUGGUGCCUUGACUCAACAGUAUCACAUUCUUUUCUUUUGUCACCCAGGAUUGACAAACGUGUGAAUGUUUUAUAAUGAUUGUCUGUAAGUGACUCCUAAAAUUGGAGGAUAAAUAAUACACAUUUUGUAACAAUUACAAAGGACAUGUGAGUUCAUUUUAUUCUUAAAACAACGGUCCAAUGACCAGCUUCAGUUUUUGACUUGACACUCUGUUGUGUAGCAGAAAUAAACAUGCUGACUAAAUACACAUUCAUACUACAUUUGUUUAUAAAAUGUACAUUUUGUAAUGAGUAUACUAUUCAUUGUAAUUUGAGUUCACAUUGUUGUUCAAACAACGUUCCAAUGACCAGCUUUAUUUUUUUGUCCUGACACUGUGUUGCAGAAAUAAACAUAUUUCAU